Patiria miniata (bat star) is the source of this 2658-nucleotide messenger RNA. RefSeq lists its product as uncharacterized. NCBI's taxonomy places the organism in Eukaryota, Metazoa, Echinodermata, Asteroidea, Valvatida, Asterinidae. The coding region runs from base 1 to 2490 and encodes 829 amino acids. The transcript has 5 exons. The record is from RefSeq and is a predicted model, not a curated record.
AUGGAUGAUACACCAUCGAUAUUAACCGAUUAUUAUCGGCGGAUGACUGCCUGGAUCUGUAGGCACGUCCCAUCCGCUAAGUCAGGGGUCUCACACACCAAGGUGCAGGUGCUAUCUAGCACGCACUGCGUCCCACCUAGGGCUGACUUCAACUGCCCGUCCCCCUCCAAGUUGUGUGACACAUUGGCCAGCCAAAUAAGAUCACACCGAAGGCCUGGAAAACACCCUGAGAAUGAAAACCGCGCCCAAGACGCGAAACUGGUGUGCUCGGGCCAAGACCACCGAGCGAGUAAAACCGUUAUUGGAGACGGAGCCACGACGGAAGACGCCUUCCAAUCUGACCAUAGUGGUCAUCUAGCAAGAACACACUCAUCAACUUCCAAGGUUAAUGAGAUUGCUGGAAACUUCAGCGGCCAUACCCGAGACAAUCACGGCACAGUUGAAGGAGAAGACCCGCCUACUGGCUGCCUCUGCCUGCCAGUCCUUUCACUCCAAAGGUGGAGAAACCGCAGGCGGGCAAAAGUGGCACCCUUUAACCCACGAUCACCCUCCAUCAAACCUGCCACGACAUCACCGAGUAGUUGCGAAGACACUCGAGUGCAGCCCCUGACAACCGAGGUGUCUGUGUUCGAUCUUGAGGAUGAAAACGGCCAAGAAAGUCCAGGCCUUGGUCUGCCAACUCGGCAGAUGAUGCAGGAAGACAUGGACGAAUGGCGUCAGAGGAGGAGAAGCGAGAUACUUCUCGGAAAUGAAGAAGAUGAUAUGAAAGGUAUUUCGAGAGAAAGCCUUUCUCUCCCAUCAAGACCAAAGACAUCGAAGGGCCGGGAAGGAGAGAGUGACAGGAAUGAUCAGCGCUCGGAGAGAGGUGCAAGGUCAAGUACAGAGGUCAAUACUGAGACCAACGAGUUUGGUGCGGGGAAGCAGGCUGGAAAGCUUGAGUUCGUUGGAUCGGGAAAAAGUAGACAUUCGGACGAGUGUGACUCCGAUGAAGUCUUAUACUACUGGAAAAAUCUGGAUGUGAAAGACAACGAUGAAGAUGAAGAUGGAAAUAGAAGUUGCGUCGCUUUGGCACAAAGUGACGAAGUCACAACAGACGGUGACACCAAGUGGGAGAAUUCACUGUCGAGGAUGUCAUCACUGAAAGAGGUCCCUCCAAGACCGAAGACGUCACGAGGAUUGAGACCAGAAAAUGGACAAGAGGACCGAUCCUCGGUGAUGGAGAGAUCAUUGGAAGAGGUCAUCAGUACAUUGUUCAGAGAGGAGGACGGAGUGAGAGAUUUUACAAGAGACGACGUGGUCCUUGACAAGACCCAUGAAUCAGACAGUGGAAUUCAGAAAAGCAGGUCACCCUUGGAGGAGACACAUGACUCUUGCGAGGUAUUGAGCGUAUGGAGAAAUCCUGAUGAGAUGGAACACAAAGAUGAAGAAAUAGGUCAUGACGUCUCACCAAGCAAAGAUGGUGAAUGUGACAGAGGGGAAAAAACUAAAGAAUCAUCUCCUCCUGGACAUGACGAAGUUUCACAUUUGACUUGUGAGAACCAGAAGGAACUGAUAUCUCCAAAGUCUUCAGAGCAUUCCAUGGAUGCGGAUGGUGUGAUGAUGACACGCGAAGAAGAGCUUCAGUUUGAACGACAACAGCGAGAACAAUGGCAGCUAGCUGCUUUAGGUGAAUGGGCUACCGUGUGCCAAGACUAUGACGAAGACGAGUAUUUAUCAGAGUGCUACCUGAGAAUGGAUGAAUUCCAGAAAGAGCAGGCCAUGAUGAAGGAAUGGAAGGCCAUUUCUGAGCGUUACCAUUCCGUUGGUGUCAUCCAGGACCUGCAGAACAUGCAGACACUCUGCAAGUGCACCAUCAACCAGAGCGAGAGAGCUCUGAGGCAGUUUGCCCGGAUCUGCCGCGGGCCCGUGCCCCUCUCCAAGUCGGGACAAACCAAAGCCGAGGCCAUCGCCCCACUCUCAAGAAUGGUCCAGAAACAGACCAGGAGGAUCUCCGAAAAUAUCUCCACCACCUUCAUGGAGUUCUACCAAAUAUUCGAGGAGCUGGACGUCUUGAGGGAGAGACAGGAUCGAGUGGAGGAGUUCUUACUGAACGAUCUGAAGAUUAGGGACGCAGAAGUAGCAUUGUCUCAGUCAAGUUCUCGGUGUUCAACCAUCACGCCCAGGCAAGUCUCCAGUCGGCUCCAACAGAGGGAGAUUGACCAGGACCUAGUGGACAGAUACAUGGAGAAGUACCGGGUGAGGUCCACGGAUCUGUUCGAGGUCAUGCCGACCAUUUGCGAGAAUGAAGUCUUCCAUCUGGAAGAGUGUCAAGAACUUGAUGAAUCAGAGGUUGAUUUUCCUGAGUACAGUGGGAUGGAUGACGUCUGCCUUGAUGAAAAUGACGUCAGAGAGAAUGAUGCAGCAGAGGAUGAAAGCUCAGAUUCCAAUUUUGUGAAGAGCGCAGGAGAAAAAGAAGAAAGGAAUGUAGAUGGGGCCGUCACAGAAGGAUGAUGAUGAUGAAGAAGUUGGUGGAGUGAAGUUGAAGAGUUGAGGAAAAAGAACGCGAAAGGAUACAGUUUGCCUUCAAGAUCAAAUCCAGGAGAGAAAUGGUUACUUCUGCUACUUCUAUUGAAGUUUUGUGAAAUAGAUAGUGAUUGGAUUUAGAUCUAUUCUUUUUCC